AUGACUGGGCCGGUGAAGGACCGCGAGGCCUUCCAGAGGCUAAGCUUCCUGUACCAGGCCGCCCACUGCGUCCUCGCGCAGGACCCUGAGAAUCAGGCUCUGGCGCGGUUUUACUGCCACACGGAGAGGACCAUCGCGAAGCGGCUGGUCCUGCGGCGAGGACCCGGUGGGUGUCGUGGCUGCUCCUCCUUCCUCAUCCCGGAUCUGACGUGCACCCAGCGCCAGAGACGCUGUAAAGGACAGCGCUGGACAGUACAGACGUGCCUAACAUGCCAGCGCAGCCAGCGAUUCCUCAAUGAUCCCAGACAUUUGCUAUGGGGAGACCGGCCUGAAGCCCAGCUGGGGAGCCAGGCAGAUCCCAAACCACCACAGCCUCUGCCAAGCACAACUCACCCCAUUCCAGCCCAUCUUCCUGAGGAGAAAGUGCAGCCUCAGAGUCCCAAUCAUCAAUGA
Molecule: messenger RNA, 453 nt
Organism: Chrysochloris asiatica (Cape golden mole)
Lineage: Eukaryota; Metazoa; Chordata; Mammalia; Afrosoricida; Chrysochloridae
Product: ribonuclease P protein subunit p21-like
Exons: 5
Coding region: 1-453 (150 amino acids)
Biological process (GO): tRNA processing
Cellular component (GO): nucleolar ribonuclease P complex
Source: RefSeq, a predicted model, not a curated record